AGCAGACAGUGAUUCUGACUGAGGCAUGGCUGAACCCACUGGUUAACAGAGAAAAAACGGCAGAGCUCUUCCCCGAGCACGCUGAGGUACCAGCUCUGUGUGUCUGUCCAGGCUGUGCUCACACUCUGUGCUUCAGGUCUCAGCACAGGUUGUGUGAUGGACUCCGGUUACGGUGUCACCCACAGCGUUCCAAUCUUUGAAGGCUACUUCUUGCCCCAUGGUAUUCUCCAGCUUGACCUGGACAGCUGUGAUCUUACAGGGCACCUAACAUGGAUUCUGAAAGAAAGCAGCACUUCACAAGUCACCACAGGUGAGGAGCUGCUUGUACAUGUGCCUGAGCAGAUGACUAAGAAUCCUAGUGAGUUGGAAAAAACUUACCAACUUCCUGGUGGCCACAAAAUUAUGGUUCAGAAUCAAAGGUUUCGUUGUCCUGAAACCCUCUUUCAUCUUCCUAAUGUUGGCACAGAGUCACCAGGGACUGACAAGCUGUGCUCCAAUUCUAUCAUGAAUGACUCAUCAUCAGGAUGUUGGCAUAAGGACUCUUCCGCUCCAGUCCUUUCUGGUGGUUUCAGCCUCUUCCCUGGAAUUGCUGAAUGCUUAAACAAGGAGAUCAUCUGCAUGGUCCCAGGUGGUGUUAAGGUGAAAGUCAGUCCUCCUCCUAAUAGGAAGUUUUCAGUUUGGAGAGAAGUCCUCGCUUCCCUGAGCGCCUUCCAGCCGAUGCAGAUUACCGUGACAGAGUACAGGGGGGCUGAGCCUAACAUGGUGCACAGAAAAUGUUUCUAAAAUACACGUGAUUUUAUAACAGAUUUUACUUGACACUUCAUGGAAAAGAACCUGAGAUUACUGCUGCUUGGAAGCUAGCGUCUAGGAGGAAGUCUGUGUCUGUAGCUUGCCUUUUGAAAGUCCAAU
This is a messenger RNA of Harpia harpyja (harpy eagle), 909 nucleotides long. It is a transcript of the gene ACTRT3, whose product is annotated as actin related protein T3. NCBI's taxonomy places the organism in Eukaryota, Metazoa, Chordata, Aves, Accipitriformes, Accipitridae. The record is from RefSeq and is a predicted model, not a curated record.